AUGUCGAGUCUCCCGAACCUGAGUGCGCUAGAACUCCGCAUUCUAGAACUAUCGCGCGCACAGAACUUCUGUUCGUACGAUAGCAUGCCGGAAAGUGUGUGCGUCGCAGCAGAAGAUUCAUCGUCCUCAGAUAUACCGGAGUCACCGCCGUCCUCACCAGGAUCUGAUCGUGCCGGGAACGCGGGCUGGUGUUCUUGCGGGAAGUGCAAACCGAUGGAUACCGCGGAUGAGUGUUUGUGCUGCCGGGAGGUAGAGAACGUCUGUAAAAAGCAGACGGUCAACUGCAUUACAGACAACGAAUAUUUCGAGAUACUCUGCCUCGACACCGAAGUUCUGCGAGUGUCUUUUACGUACAUCCGAGAUACUGAAGAGUAUGGCAACAUACGUGACAUCGCCGUGAACAAUGCAGAUCUGGACAAGACUUUUUUACUGCGUACUUCACAAACAGUGUCCGUCGACGUGGAAAAUGUGCUGGCAGCAUCAGUAGUGUCAUCCGAUACGGUGACUUCCUUGCACAAGUUCAUGAAAUCAUUGCAGUCGACCUGA
Molecule: messenger RNA, 546 nt
Organism: Ornithodoros turicata
Lineage: Eukaryota; Metazoa; Arthropoda; Arachnida; Ixodida; Argasidae
Exons: 3
Coding region: 1-546 (181 amino acids)
Source: RefSeq, a predicted model, not a curated record